AUGGAGGCUUUGGUAUGCCGGAAAUUGGGAGAUCCGACGGCGACGGAGACUGGGAGUCCUGAAUCGCCCGUGGAGGUGAGUAAGAGCUACCCGAUCCCGCCUUUGAGCUCAGAUACGGCGGUGAGAGUCAAAGUUACAGCUACGAGCUUGAAUUACGCGAAUUACCUUCAGAUUCUCGGAAAGUACCAGGAGAAGCCUGCGUUACCUUUCAUCCCUGGCUCCGAUUACUCCGGAAUCGUCGACGAGAUCGGCCCCGCCGUCACCAAAUUCCGCGUGGGCGAUCGUGUAUGCUCCUUCGCCGCUCUUGGUUCCUUCGCUCAGUUCAUCGUCGCCGAUCAGUCUGGCCUGUUCCUUGUACCAGAAAGAUGUGACAUGGUCGCUGCAGCUGCACUUCCUGUUGCGUUUGGGACUUCUCAUGUAGCACUCGUCCAUAGAGCUCGUCUAACAUCUGGUCAGGUAUUAAUGGUUCUAGGCGCUGCUGGUGGCGUUGGUCUUGCUGCUGUUCAAAUCGGAAAGAUUUGUGGAGCCAUUGUCAUUGCAGUUGCCAGAGGGACUGAGAAGAUUCAGCUGUUGAAGUCAAUGGGAGUGGAUCAUGUUGUUGAUUUGGGCAGUCAAAAUGUAAUUUCAAGCGUGAAAGAGUUCAUCAAGGCAAGAAAGCUUAAAGGAGUCGAUGUGCUAUAUGACCCUGUAGGAGGGAAACUCACCAAGGAGUCCAUGAAAGUUCUCAGCUGGGGAGCUCAGAUUCUGGUGAUCGGUUUCGCCAGCGGCGACGUACCCGUGAUUCCCGCCAAUAUAGCCCUUGUUAAGAACUGGACGGUUCAUGGUCUCUACUGGGGCAGCUACAGAAUUCACCAACCAAAAGUCCUUGAAGAUUCCAUCAGAGAGUUACUUUCAUGGCUUGCCAGAGGAUUGAUCACCAUUCAUAUUUCUCAUACCUAUAGCCUCUCUCAGGCCAAUCUUGCAUUUGGGGCUAUCAAAGACAGGAAGGCAAUCGGGAAAAUACUAGAGGAGCCAAAAGAAGAUGAAAAAGGUCCUUCAGUGCAAGAAACCGUCGAGAAAGCGAACGACAAGUUGUCUGAUCAGCACAAGCGCCUCUCAGUCCGGGACCUCGCCAGUAAAUUUGACAAGAAUUUGGCUGCAGCUGUUAAUUUAGCUGAUGAGGCUAAGUUAAGAGAGGUGGCUUCUUUGGAAGGACAUGUAAUGUUGAAGAAGCUUAGGGAUGCUUUAGAAUACAUGAGAGGACGCACGGACGGUCAAGACAAGGAAGAUGUGGAGAAAGCUAUCUUUAUGGUUGAAGCACUAGCUGUCAAGUUUAACUCAGAAUGA
Messenger RNA from Microthlaspi erraticum, 1326 nucleotides. NCBI's taxonomy places the organism in Eukaryota, Viridiplantae, Streptophyta, Magnoliopsida, Brassicales, Brassicaceae. The record is from the annotation of a GenBank genome assembly.